Molecule: messenger RNA, 2424 nt
Organism: Gadus macrocephalus (Pacific cod)
Lineage: Eukaryota; Metazoa; Chordata; Actinopteri; Gadiformes; Gadidae
Exons: 5
Coding region: 597-2243 (548 amino acids)
Source: RefSeq, a predicted model, not a curated record
GAGUGGAAUAAUAAUAAUGUAUUUGAUUUAUAUAGCGCUUUUCUCACAAUCAGUCCUUGGUUACCUCCAACAUAGGUUUGCAACGGUGCUGGUAUUUUUUUAUGGCCUUGUGUUUUUGAGUUCUGCUCCCCUGGUAGGUUUAGUCAGCGGGUUCUGUUUAGGGAAACCGUUGUGCUCUCAACAAUAGCGUGGUGGUGAAAGUGGGCAGAGCUCUAUCUAGUAGAGCUCAGGAACACCUCAGUGGCUCCGGGGGGUCGCUGGUUUGUCCAGUUGCCUUUCCUACCCACUGAUUUUGUGUGUAUAAUAACCAUUCGCAAGUAACCACUUGAAGACUAGGGUGGAGUUAGAUAGUUUGUGGUUGAGAUAGAUGGGGGAUUGAACUCUGUUUUCUUUUGGGCCAUUUUUUUAAGUUGGACCAGGCACUGUCCAGACCAGACUGUCCUCUUCUUUUUGUUAAGUGAACAGAAUGGGAUCUUUAGUAGAGGAGUUUAUUGAGGCUCCUUCAGAGGAGUUAUUGGAUAAUGUACCAAGGAACAGUUAUUAAAGCUGGCAGAACACUUUAAUAUUGAUUUGAUUCUGGCUUGUUAUUUUAGAGAAUGGAUCGGGAAGACGUGAAGGAAGAAAUUGUUUCAUUUUUACCGGGCCUCUCUCUUGAAACCCUGACUUCCCUGCUGGGAGUGUUGGAAGAGCUUGGCGUGGAGAGCAGGGCAGACCUUGCCUUUGUAGAAGCGAAGGAUCUGGAGAAGUACCUCAGACCAAUCCAGUGUCGCAGACUGCUGAACGGCAUUAAGAAUAAAGGUCUUCCACCAGUUGAAGUAGAAGAUCAUGUCGAAUCUCCACCCCUCACAAGUACUCCCUCGUCAAGUUCCGAAAUAACUUCAAACUCUUCCUUUUCAUCAUCCACCAUGCCUGGCAGGCCAUGGUAUACUGACUUCCGGGUCCGAUGGGAAGAGAUGCCAGCAGCUAUUGGCAAAGCGACGGCAGAUGAAAAAAGGCCAUCACCAGGGGACAGAAGAGACAUGAUAAAGACAGUGGUGGACCAAAUGUUAGUGCAUGAGCAAAACCCAACAAGAGCAACAUGCCACACGAUCGCCCGGAUGAUUGUGAGAGACUGGCCAAAAAGCUUUGCCGAUGUCGGACAAAAGGGAGAUAUGCUGGGAGACGGCUGCUACUCCCUUUUGCAACAAAUAAAAACAAGAGUUGAAUACAAAAAUAGGAACCAAACUCUUCAAACUCGGCGACGCAGGCAGCGCAGGCCCUCCAAUGUGGCGGCAGAGGGGGCAAUCGCAAUGGCCAGAGGCCCAGUAGACCAGUACGGUUGUGUACGGUGGUGUCCGGAAGAACUUCCUGCUGGAGAGACGGAGGCAACCUUGGAAGAAAAAAAACAACAACUACUGAACAUCUACGCAGAGGGAGGGAUGGGAGGGAUGGGAGGGGCAGAAACGGCUGAACAUCUGAUGGAGAAGACCUACAUCACCCAGCGCCAGUUCAUAAACAGGGUGCCUGCACCAGCCAUUGCUGAGAUAAAGGAGGAUUGGCCAUUCCUAUUCUCGCAGAGAGGCCUUUUCUCCCACUUCAGUCUGCUGACGGAUGUCUCCAUACAAACAAAGUAUGAAGAGGCUAUGAACAGCAAGGGCAGUACCAUCAUUCGCUUUUGCCAGCAGCUCAACCGUUCAGGGAUCAAGGACGUCCUCGCUAAAUACGAGCCAGAGGCGUCAGACAAGGCUGCAUGUGUCCUUCUGCUACUGAUGGCAUAUUUCAAAGAACCGAAGAAUGAAAUCAUGCUUGAGGCUGAUGUAAGUUGUUUCAAAAAGAAAAAAGCAGUAACAAUGAUGCUUAACGGUGUUUUGUGCACCCAACAGAGUCUUCAAGGCAGCGCUGCCUGGUUAAGGUUAGGGCCUUCCAGGCAGUGCUGCCUUGCAGACUCUGUCAGGGGCACAACACCAUCGAGCAUCAGUGACAUGAUGAAGCCAACCGCAUGGAUGCUCAGCAUUGAACAGAAGGUUGUGGUGGGACCACACCACUCCUUCAGCAACGGAAUAGCUGCAAUGUUUGCAAGCUAUUAUUGCUUCAACCUGCAGUAUCCUGAGGAGGGCUCCUCCACUUUGGAGUUUAUCCAAAGGUGCUUCUUGAGCAUCAAUCCAGAGAGGGGCUCCAAAGCCAAGAAAAAGCGCGGGUUGAUGAACCCACAUGUGAGCACACUCUUGAGGAAGAUAUUGGACUUCGAAUGGAUUUCAAUGUAGGGUGAAAUGUGCCGUGACGUCAGCGUUACCAGAGAAACCGUUUUCACCAGUUUACGAAUUACCAAAACAGUUGUGUUUUCGAAAGAUUCCUCCCUGGGAGGGGGUUUCAAAAGUUUGCGGUUUCAAGCCUGCGUUUUCUGUUGUUUUCUGUUCUGUAAUUUUUCCUAUAAGUAGAAAUGGG